Messenger RNA from Heterobilharzia americana, 9831 nucleotides. The record is from the annotation of a GenBank genome assembly. Lineage: Eukaryota; Metazoa; Platyhelminthes; Trematoda; Strigeidida; Schistosomatidae.
CUGAAUUCACGCAUUCUUUAUGCGUGAAGUAUUGGAUCGUCGUUUGUUGUAUGAGUAUGCUGUUAGUUUCCGUUCAACAACCUGUCGUAGUGUUUCGCAUCGUGUAUAUGGUUAUGCUGAUCUAUUUCAUGUUCAUUUUCCAAAUCAGUUAUUCUGCCUGGCGUCGUCAAAUGCUCUGUUUUUGGUGGUUUAUUGUUGUUUAUUCCAUGGCUAUGCUAUUGUGUAUCUACACGUUUCAAUUCAACGAGUCACCCAGCUUCUGGCAGCAUAAGUUGGGUCUCUCAUCUGAGAUCUUAAAGGCUUUUGGACUAGAAACAUUUGAAAGUGCUGCUCUUUUUGAACGACUGUUAACACCAGUAGUAUUUCUGGUCGUUAUAAUUUUACAAGUACACUACUUUCAUAUACCAUUCCUUGAAGCCUCAGCAUUGGAUCGUUUUCGAUUACCUCAGGUUUCCAAGGGUUCCGUUUAUUCACGGUCUGGCCUUUCCGAUGAUCAAAAUUCAGUCAUGUCUGUUUCUCCGAGUAGCACCAUGUCCAAUUUCAUUGAAGAUGUGAACUCAGCAUUCCAAAUUGUUGUCUCAAAAUUGUACUGCUGGGCUGUCAGCCUUACAAAUCAUUGCUGGCGUUUCCUUGAAAUACAUUGGAUCAAAAUAGUGGGAUUAGUUAUAAUUCUGACGUGUACAAAUGAAGUUUCUGCGGCAAAUAUUAUUUCUCUUAUAUUUCUAGUAAUCUGUUUUCCGUUCCCAUAUUUACAUGGAUUUAUGGCGACAGUUGUCUUUAUAUGGACUAGUGUCCAAAUACUUUGCAAAAUGACCUUUCAGUUAAAUGCUGUUAAUCUGAACUUAUCUUCGUCCUGUUCAUUAAAGUAUGAUAACGCAACUGCUUGGGACCUAACUGCAUGGAUUGGCCUUAAGAAGGUCGAAAAUUUCGGGCAAUAUAUCAUGCCGUAUGGUGCAUUAAUGGUUGUCAGUGUAAUUUGGCAUGCUAUAACAUACAGACAACGUCAGUUUUAUAACAGUGAUCGAAAUACUCGUCCAGAUGAAGGAAUUGUAUUUCCUGGUGUUACAAUCAAUUCCAUGGGUUAUGAUUUAUUGAAUGUGGUCAAAUUCGCCUUUAACUAUGGAUUCUAUAAAUUUGGUCUAGAGCUUUGUCAUUGUGUCACCGUUGUUACCGCUUGUUCACGUGUGGAUGCGUUCAGUGUACUAUACUUGUUGCUGAUGUUGGUGUUUUUGUUUUCUCCACGACGAUUAUGUGCACGUUUAUGGGUCUCUUAUAUGGUAAUUCUAGCCGUACUCAUUCCCAUCCAGUAUGGUUGUUGCCUUGGUCUACCACCUGGUCUAUGUGUUAAAUACCCAUGGUAUACAGAGUCAGUAGAAGUCAACAAUCUUCUUCAAUGGUUAUAUUUACCCAGCGAAUUUGGUGUGCCGUCUGCUUAUAAGCUUACUGCGGACUUCUUUCAGUUUGUUGUAGUGGCUUUACAAUUUCGUAUCUUCAAAAUUGAACAACAACCUGCUGCAGAAAAACUCGGUGGCGGAUCUAACCGUCCAAUAUUGACUGAUGAGCUGCCUACUGAAGGGGAUCGUGACUUUGUCAGCACUAAAGAGUCAUACUUAGAUUAUAUGCGUCAUCUCAUCUUUUAUUGGUCAUACUGGGUCAGUCUGGCGGUUGUCUUGGUCACUGGAGUUGUUUGGAUCACAUUGUUUUGCUUAGGCUAUAUGAUACUGAGUUUCAUAUAUCUAUGGAUGGGGUUGAAUGUCAUGCUAAGAAAACGAACUAAUCUAAUCAACUCAUGGAACGUUAUUAUUGGAUAUAAUUUUUGUGUGAUUUUGGCUAAGUGUAGUCUUCAACUCAUGGGCUGUGUUUAUUGGUCCCGUAUGGCUGAUCGAUGUUGGUUGAUACAAUUGUUCGGCGUGCAAUGUAUGAAUCCCAUGUCGUGGAAUCAUUUCCAGCUACCAAUUGGAUAUGAAACAUCAUGUGCUGCUGUAUCAAGCGGUUUGCAUUGGGAUGUCAUAUGCUUUAUAUUCAUCCUAUUUCAACGUAAAGUCUUCACAUCUCAUAGUUUCAGUCAUGUAUUCCUUGAUUUGCAGGUUCAAAGUCAAUUUGCUUCUCGUGGUGCUUAUCUUAUCAAUCGAAAGUUAAUGCUGGCUAUUCAUGAACAAGCAAUGGAGGAACAAUACAACUUAACAAAAGUCCAACAAAAAAUCAAUCGCAUACAACAACGUCAAGAAGCAUUUGGACGUAGUAAUGCUAAUGUUACGGAACAUUACAUAAUGCUUCGUUCCGGUGAUUACUAUCUUUUCGAGGGUGAUCCCGAAGAGGAUGACGAUUUCGUAAAUCGUGAAACACAUAUUAUUGGACAUGAUAGUGAUCAUUCUGACAAAGAUGAUGCCAGUCCACCACCAUCAAUGAUGCGCAUGCGUGAAAGUAAAAAUAACUUAAAGUGCCCGAGGUCAACUGUUAGUGAAGAGCCUGAAAAACAAUUGACAACACCAAGUGCUACGGUUAUGAAUAGUCGUACGUCAAAAUCACAAGUUACUUUGGUACCCAGAGGGAAAAAUUAUUUACGAGAUGUUUGGCCAAGUAUUGACCCAAACGUUUUGGAUAUCCUUUCUAAUUAUACUGAUCCAUAUAGUACUAUCAGAAAUGAACGCCGUCGUGGUCGUCCAAGUUCUCAAGGCAGAAGUGCUCUGGAAUCUGAACAACAUCGUGAACAACCUCAAUUUCCUGACAUGUACGAAGAUUUUACCAAUCCGGGACCUGCUUUAGGACAUCGUCGUAUGCGAUCUCAUCCUGAGUUUCUGCGACGACACUUUGCUGACAUCAAAAGAAUAUUAAUUCUGUCGUACCUAUACACCUUACGUUCUACUCAGACAUCUCCAUCACCUUUUAAUGAGCAAAUAACCUAUCGUACUGCUGAACGUCGGGAUCUAAAUGGACCUCCUAUUCGGCAUCGACCCCAUGAAACACAUAGGCGAUUAUUUUCAGCUUCUGAAGCCAUAUUCUCCAGUAAGGACCGUCCUAGCAGUCCAGAAAAGUGCACUAUUGUCAAGAAUGCUAUUCGGAGCCAUAGGAGACCAACAAAAAUAUCGUUAUCAAAAUCUAGUCCUCCUAAGGCUCUUGGACCAAGUACUGCCCAUGGCAUCACUCAAAGCCAAUCUUCUUCGUACGCCAAUAAGACAUCAAACAUAGAUCUUGACUGUAUGGACGAUUCUGGAAAAGCUCUGACUGUAACAAAUGGUGGUGAAUCUAAAAGAAAUGAUGUCAUGUUCCCCGAAACAAUUUCUCAUAAUACAAUUGGUGUAACUUCACAAAUCCAUACUCCUCUUAUUGCUGAUCAGAAUGCUUUUAGUUAUACCUACUUUGACGAUGGUCAGGAAGCAGAUAGAGAUAGUGACGAAGAAGAUGAUGCCAACCCUCCUUCAACGCCAAAUACUAGACUGAAUCCUAUUCAGUUGUUGAAUCGUGCAAUGGAACUUGGUGCUCUUUCAGCUGUGAAACAGUACAGACGCAGUCUACAUGCCCACUCCCAAGGUCUACGUCAGCGGGAACAAGUUGAUGCAUCUCAGCCUCAUGUGCUAUUAGGAAGUCAAGAGGGUUCGGUUAUCGACGAAAUGAUGCCAACUUCAUCCAGUAUGCAACAAGUUGUUGUACAUCCAUUUCCGCACAAGUUGCCGAAAGAUAAAUCUUAUUACCACCCUGAAUUUCGUCGAAAGUUCACUCAGUUCCCAUCAAAAUCUGGUCUAAGGAAAUUUAGUGUGCCUGAUAUUCAUUCUUGUUCAAAGUCACCUGGAGUUCACUUUUCAAGGCGACUGAUUAAGCAGUCUGAUUCUCCACUUGUGGAUCAAGAAGUGGAGUCUAGUGAACAUUGUUAUACCACACCUCCACAGGAUUACCUAGGUCAACCGUCAGUCUCUGGAUAUAAUUACAUCAACAGCAAAACGGGAUCAGAUGACCAUCAACGCAUUACUAUGUCGGGACGUGUUGCUGGUAGAGAUCUUGUUCAUUCCUUAAUUCUGCCAUCCUCAGGAACCGAUAUGUUAGAUUCUAAAUUCCGGAGUAGUGAAGGAAUAAAAUAUUCAUCAAAGGAUAAAAAUGACUUCCAUGAUUCUGAAAAUACCAAAAGAAAAUGCGACUCUACUCAAAAUCCUGCUUUCAAUGUCUGUAAACCAACGCAGCAUUUUGAACCAAAUAACAAUCUCAAUGAAUCAAGUCAUUUUCCUAUUUUUACUGUCAGAGAUGGACAAGAUGGUGAAGAAAAUGAUCAAAUAAUUAAGCACGUAAACAGAGAAAAGAGUAUUCUACCUGCUCAUUCAUCUCAACAGUUGGGUGAUAAUAGUAGUCCUUGUGAUUUAAAUGACAACCAACCCGCUAAUACACAAGGGAAAACGCGUAGACAUUCUGUCCAUGAACCUGCUGGAAUACCUGAUUUCCGAAGUUCAUCUUCCGGUAUAUAUGACAAUUUGGAGGAGUUUAAUUUGCCAAAUCCAAUGGCAGUAUUUUCUAUUGACUAUUUCCGACGCAAUCCAAAAGCAUUCUUUGAAGUUGCAAGACGUUUAUACCGACCAGAAGCAAAACCUACAUUGGCUCAUUAUUUUAUUAGGUUACUUCACGAAAAGGGCAUACUGCUUAGACAUUAUACACAGAAUGUAGAUAAUCUAGAACGUUUAUCUGGUUUACCAGAAGAGAAGUUGAUUGAAGCUCAUGGAACAUUCAAUACAGGACACUGCAUUGACUGCAAGGAACAGUAUGAUUUCCAGUUCAUGUUAGGAAAAAUUAUGGCCAAAAAAAUACCAGUGUGUGUCAAGUGCCAGGGCGUCGUGAAACCUGAUGUUGUAUUUUUUGGAGAGGAUAUGCCCAAAAUAUUCUACAAAAACCUUUCCUCAGAUUUCAGCAACUGUGACUUACUUAUCAUAAUGGGCACUUCUUUAACUGUGUUGCCGUUUGUGCUCUUAUUCAUCGCGUGGCACUGAUGUUCCGAGACUGUACAUCAAUCGAGAAUUCAAUAAUGGCACUACUGAUUCUGCUUUAUCUUCAUUCAUCAUGCGAUUCAUGGUUGCUGGUUUUAAAAAGAAUUACCUGAAAUGUGGUGAACCUGAUAACAAACGUGAUGUAUUUUGGUUGGGUAAUGCAGACGAUGGUGCUGUUAAACUUUGUGAACUUCUUGGUUGGAAGAGUGAUCUGUUGAGGUUGAAGGAGGAAAAUGAAGUUGGUUUAGCUGCCACGCUUACUGAGGAAACUCUCAUGAAGAUAUUUCACUGUGACCAGAAAACGAUGAAUGAGGUAUUUGUUCCUUUUCUAUUCACCACGUGAUAGAUUGGUCGCAGCAUCAAUUUAAUCUAAUUUCUUUUUUCUACUUUUUUUCUUGGCUAAUGAAAGAAUUUCCUUGACUGGUUUUUAUUUUGAUCAAACAAUAUGAUCAAAUUAUUUGCUGUGAAACGUGUUUAGUAUGUUGCAGCUGUUAUAAUUUAAAAUUUUAAAUAUAUUAAACUAGACCAGUGUCUUUCUUUUUGCGUUCACAGUUAGAGAUUAUAAAGAUAACAAUUUCAUGUUGCUGACAUAUGCCGUAGGGUAUGUGUAGGUGACGAUACUCAGUGGUACUUUAAUUGUUCUGUAUUGUUCACUGCUUACUGAUGAUGAUUUAUUUUCGACUAAUAUAUUGCAGAAAGAUUGAAAUCUUCAGUAUUCGAAGGUUCUCACCAGGUUCCUAAAAUAUAACGCCCAACUCACUAAAGCAAAGAUUACUUGAAAUUUUAUUGAAAACUGCAUUGAAUCAAAUCGUUAUCCCAAGUUGUGUUACAAAUCUUCCUAACACUGAAACAUUGGAGAGAUAUGCCAUAAAUCAAACUGACUUUUUUACGCAUAUAAAUAUGAGAUAAAAAUGAAUAUGUUCCCUAGCCAGUAUGCCGUAGAUGAACUUCCAGAUUAUGAUUUUGUUGAAUACGUCAAUCAAGUAACUAAAAGAAGAGCAGAGAACAAAUUUAGUGGGCUGACGAAAGACUAUAGCUACAUGUAAGUUUCCAACAACAUCGAAGGGUUGCAUGCUCAAUUUUUCUAGUGUUGCAUUAGAUAUGGUGCAACUUGAAUUUCUUUCCUUAGAUACUACAUUUUUGAACAGGCAAUCACACUAAGCAUAUAGAUACAGACAUUCAUUUUCGAAAUUUGUAUGGUCAGAUAGUGAACCUCGUACCUUCUUUCAAUCUUGAACUGUGGUUGGUGUAAUCCUUUCAGGAAAGGCUAGCGUACCUGUUGAUAUGUCCUGAUGAAGAACCACAAAGCGUUCAUUAGCAAACUUGUAAUGAAUAAAAACCUAAUAUUUACCAGGCCUGAUAAAGGAAUAGUAGUUCUCACUGACAGAAGUGAAUGUAUGAAUAAGAUGGAUGAUAUUCCUGAAGACAAAUCGAAAAUUGCGGGAACAGAAGAAUUGACUGUUUCUGAAAGUGCGACAGAUUAUUCCCACAGGCUGAUAUGUUACUAUCAAGACUACAGGUACAUUAUUAUUAUUAGUCCCUUGGGUUCCUAAUGGAACAUAAGGCUUCAGUAGCACGUCUUUAAUGCGCUCUGUUCUCUGAAGUCUUUGAACCUGGCCCCACGAUAGCCCACAACCUCUCAUUUCCUCCUCGCACGAUCUCCUCCAUGUCACCCUCACCUCGGACGCCCAACUCGUCGCUUCCCAUCGGGGUUCCACUCGAGCAACUGGCUUGACGCGUGAUGUCCCCAGUCGGCCUUCUCAGUGUAUGCCCAAUCCAUCUCCACUUCCUUCCAGUGCAUAUUUGUUGGGUGAUAGGUUCUUGGUUGGUUCGUUCCCAGAGCUCCUUGUUGCUUAUUCCUUCUCGCCAUCUGAUCUUCAGCAGCGAGCCAUUGUAGGCAGUUGUUGAUGAAUGUCUGUAGUUUGUCGGAAAUGCCUUUCGUGACGCGCCAAGUCUCACAGCCAUCACAUAGAAGCACUGACUUGACGUUGGUGUUGAAAAUCCGGAUCUUGUUCCACAUGCUGAGUGCAGUGCAGUACAGAAGAUCUCCACACUGGUUUCAGGCUAAUGAAAGCCUGUCUUGCUUUUCCGAUUCUGGCCUUGACAUCCUCGUCUGUGCCGCCUGUAGUUGAGACAGUGCUGCGUAGAUAGGUGAAGGAGGUUACUUCCUUCAAGUUUCUCCCGUUGAUGGUGACUGAAGUUUGUUGGUGGUGGUGGUGAGGUAUCUUCAUCACCUCUGUCUUCUCUAUAUUCACUUGAAGUCCCGUCUUCGCUGCCCUGCCUCUUCCGUCAACUUGUUAGUUUUGCCUGCAGAUCUUCAAGUUUGUGUGACAUCAGGCACAAGUCAUCGGCGAAAUCCAGAUCUUCUCGAUUCUUUCCCGUGGUCCAGCGUAUCCCCCCCCUUCUCACAGCUCCUCACUGUUUGUUGCAUGAUCCAGUCUAGUCGACCACAAUCAAGAACAUCAUGGGUGAUAGAAGACAGCCUUGUUUCACUCCUGUCUUCACUUCAAAAGCAUCACUGAGCUUCCCGUUGUGCUGUGAAUUACUUGGCAUGUGGCGUCUUCAUAUAGUUGUUGAAUGAGGCUCAUAAAGGUUUGUGGUAUUCCGUAGUAUUGAAGCAGUUUCCAAAUUACCCCUCGGUCGACGCUGUCAAAGGCCUUCUCAAAGUCGAUGAAGUUGAGGUAGAUAGUUGACUGCCAUUCUAUACUCUGCUCUAUGAUGACGCGAAGCGUUGCAAUUUGGUCGGCACAUGAUUUGUACUUCCUGAAUCCAGCCAGCCUGUUCCGGUCGCAAUUUUGAAUCCAGCGCAUCCUUUAAUCUCUCCAGGAUGAUGCGGCCUAAUAUUUUGCUUGCUCUGGGUGGACAGGAGAGUGGUUCCGCGCCAGUUCUUGCAAACACUGAGGUCUCCCUUCUUCGGCAGUUUGACAAGGUAACCCUUCUUCCAAUCACUAGCCAGAUACCUUCGCUUCCUUCCAGACCUUCUGCAAUAGUGGUGUGAGCAUGUCCGCUGUUGUCUCUGCGUCUGUUCUCAGUGCUUCUGGCGGGAUUCCAUCUGGUCCAGCUGCUUUCCCGCACUUCAGUAGCUUUACGGCAUUCAGGACUUCGACUUUUGCUGGGCGAUUUAUGUUCACUUGCAGUUCAGCGGCUGGGCUGCAGGUGGUAUUUCUGGACGAAGUGGUGGUGGUCAAUUCAAGAGCUUCUUGAAGUGGUCGGCCCAUUGUUUCCUUUGUUUCUCUUCUUUCGCAAUUAAAUUUCCGUCAUCAUCUUUUAUUGGUUUCGUCUGCGUUGAUCUCCUCCCAGAUACCAACCUGGUUAUUUGAUACAAUGUCGUCAGGUCUCUCUUACCUGCAGUCUGUUCUGCUUCACUUGCCAGUGUUUCGUAGAAGUGUCUUUUGUUUUGCGUGCACCCUUCUUCACUUCUUUGUCCAGUGUAGUGUUUUGCACAUUGUACUCAGUUCCACUUCUCGUUGUUCAUCCUUGCAUUGGUUUAUCUUCUGCUUCACCAUCCUCCUCUCCCUCCUCUAUCAGCUUCCAUGUGUCCAUCGAGAUCCAUUCCUUGUCUUGUCUUCUUUCUUCUUCCUUCCUAAUACGGUUGUGCAGGUUUCUUCCCACAUAGCUUUCAAAGACUUCUAGUGUUCUUCCACACAGGUUUCUUCAGGGAUGUUGCUAGAUAUCUCUCAUUUUGUCUUGAUGAUUGCCGUGAAGAUUUCCUUCGUAGUUUCGUCCUUCAGUUUCCGAGUGUUGUACUUGAACUGUGACCUGUCCAUCACCAGCUUCCUUGAAGGCUUUUAACUUGAUUUGGAAGGUUCCUUGUACUAGAGAUAGUGGUCUGAGCCAACAUCUGCUCCUCUUCUUUACCUUGUGUCAAGUAGACUGCGUCUCCACUUUCUUCACAUUGAAAUUAAGUCAAUCAGAUUUUUAGUGUGUCCUGGUGUGGUGUCUGGUGAAAUCAACUCCAUGUCGCUUUGUGGAUAUCCUUUUGCUUGAACACAGUGCCUGACUCCAAUCACCAAGUCGUUGAUUGCACAGAAUUCUGCAAACAAUUCUCCAUUCUCUUUCAUUCCACCUAGCACUUCUCGACCCAUGGUUAGUUCUCUUCGUGUGUUGUCCGCUCCCAGUUUGGCAUUCGUGUCACCCAACCCAUUAGAAUUUUGAUAUCACCAACUGAGAUGGGGUCUUGUCCAGUGUUGAUUGCAGUUGUCUGUAGAAUUCCUCCUCCUUCUCUUGCUCUGCAUUAUUUGUAGGUGCGUGGUGUAGAAUUGUAUGAUUGUGACUUUGCUUCCUUUGAGUUGAACCCUGCUGUUAUGAUCCUGGAGGAGAUUGUUUCCCACUGAAUGAGAACCUUUGAUGCCGUUGGAGACAUAAUGAUAGCCACUCCAUAACUCAGUAUGCUCGUGGUUGUUGUCUGGGUGACCGGAGUGGAUAAAUGACUCUGCAGUUGACAGUUUGGAGAGUCGACUUCCAUUCCAUCUGCUUUCGCAAGUUCCUAACACUUUAAUGAGAUAACUUCUCCUCUCGUUUGGAAUCUGGACAGCCUUGGUGGGUUCAAACAUUGUGCGGACAUUCCAUAUCCCCACGUUUACUUCCGCUUCCAUCGAGAGAAGACAUUUGGCCAAUUGGCUUUCCGAAGGCAGGCUUUCACCAACCGGCGUUAUUUCGCCCCCCUGAUUCCAGCGGGAAUAAUUUUGUUUUGAUUUCCUAUAUUUUGUUUGUGCUUUGAAUGUUUUUAGCGGUUGUAUUUGUUUUGCGGGUAGGGUUGCUAUACGCAUGUCCAACCUUCCCUGUUUACCCGGGCUUAGGACCGGCUAGUACUAGUGAACUACUUAACCGAGCGAGGUUACAGGUACAUACAUACCAAUAUCAU